CGCAGGUGGAAGGGGCGGGCUGGAGGGCGGUGACAGCUAAGGAGGAGGAGGCGGCGCCUGCAAGAGUGGUUUCCUUUUCUUAAUGGGAAGAAGGUUGGGCGGGAAAGGAGAAGAGACAUGGCUGCGGGAGAUGCUUCCCUGCCUCCUCCCGACCCUGGUAACAGCAUCAGACCUUUUACACCAGAGCAAGCCAAAGAAAUUGUAAUGUCUCUUCAGAAACCUGCCGUCUUCUGCAACAUGACUUUUGACUGGCCAGUACUUCAUUGGAGUGUUUCAUAUCUUGCUAAUCUUUUUAAAGGAAAGAGAAUACGUUUUAGAAUAGGAAAAAAGGACAUGGGCACAGCUCCUCUGUUUGAAACAGAGUGCAGUUAUGUAGAAGCUACACUUGAAGAGUUUCUUGCCUGGAGUGGAAGACAGCCUUCUUGCUCUUGUGGACCAUUCAAGGCUUACGAUUUGCAUAAAUACUGGACUUAUGCUGACUAUAAGUACAUUGCUCAGUUGUUUGAAGACAAGCCAGAGCAUUUCCAGGAUGUAGUAUGGUCUGAUUUUGGAUUUGAGGGACGAAAUGGAAGAGAUAGCACUUUGUGGAUUGGCUCAAGAGGAGCAAACACUCCAUGCCAUUUGGACUCCUACGGCUGCAAUUUAGUGCUACAAGUACAGGGAAGGAAAAGGUGGUAUCUCUAUCCGCCUGAAGAUUCCAGUUUUCUCUAUCCUACCAGACUUCCCUAUGAAGAGUCCAGUGUUUUCAGCAAAGUCAACGUAGUCAGUCCUGAUUUGAGAAGUUACCCGCAGUUCAAGAAAGCACAGGCCCAUGUAAUGACGCUUGAACCUGGCCAGGUGCUGUUUGUUCCCAGACACUGGUGGCAUUAUGUAGAAUCCAUUGACCCCAUCACUGUUAGUGUAAAUUCUUGGAUUGAAAUGGAUGCAGAUCAUGAAGCCCGCGUAGAAGAGGCAAUAACCCGGACACUGAUAUGUGCAGUCAAAUCAAUAGAAAACCCUGCUGCAUCAGAGGCCUGGCUCAAUCCUACUGAGGCUGAAAUAACAUCUCAUGAAACCAACCUCAAAUUCUUAAAUGGAGCUGUUUCUGCAUAUUUAGAGAAUAAGAAGACCAGAAUUAGCGGAUUUCAAGAUGCUGAAGGGAUUAUUCAAGAUUCCUGUAAAAAAAGGAAAAUCCAAGUGAACCCGGAUCCACGAGACAUAAGAGUCAAGCCCUAUGAAUCUCAUCUUACAGGAAUCAAAACAAAAAAUGACACAAAGAAGGAUAUAAUGGAGGUUGCCUUCAAAUGGAAGACUAUCUUAUCUAAAAAAAGAUGCAUAGUGUCCAUUGCAGCCUGACACAAGCAUGGCAAACCUCUCAGAUAAGUAGGUAUCCUCUAACAGUCCUUCAACGUCUGUCUAAACACCAGCAAGAACAACCUAAUAGAAAGACUUCUUCCUGACCCUUUAUUUGGCAAGCAGGCACAUCUCCUUCUGCCUCCUUGAAUCCAUCACUUCUUGGAAAAAAGAAUAUAAUUACAGUUCCCUGAAGACAAAAGAGCGAUCAUUUUUUAUUCCUCCAUAUCUACCCAUUGCAGUGACCUUCUCUCUCUUCUGCUUUCAAACCUGAGAUAUGUGUUCAAAUAAACUCUGAAACAUGAGACCAUUGACUAUUCCCUCCCAGUCCUCCCCAUCACCACACAACUAACAACUUGUUUUGCCCUUGACAAAAGGAUCCAGUCCAAUUAGUAAAAAACUUUUUGCUGAAUUGUCUGAAAAGCUUGUGGUACUACCUUACAAUAAACACUAAUAUGAUAUUUGAGUAGCACUAGGUAAUAUUGAGUUAGUUAAUCGCAUUUCCCAUGGAGUGCACUGUGCUUUUAUUUUCUCCAAGCGCAUUGUCUUUUGCCAAAUGGCAUGGGGUUCUUUUGCCCUACUUAAAAUUGGCACUUUCUGCCACCUCCCCCAGUCCCGUGAAACACUGUGAAAUUUUGCUAUGACUGCACUGAAAAAAAAUGGGAAGAGCUGCUAAGGGUUCAGCUGGGGCCUGACACAGGAGGCCCUUUUGGGAUGCCUGCUCUUUUCCCUGCAGUGUGCUUCUUUGCAGAGGAAGGCAUUGCAAGUGGACAGAGUGGCUUUUUCACUGUCCAUCUGUUAAUGUUACUUAUCUGUCCUUCGUCCUCUCUUCAGCUUGCUUUUCUGGAGAGCAGGACACUGGCUUAAUUCCUUUCUUCCCCUUGUUUACAUAUGUCAGUUUUAUUUAUCAGGAGCCCCUGAUGGUGCAAUGGGUUAAACCCUUGUGCUGGCAGGAAUGCUGACCUGAAGGUUGGGUUGCUGAACUGAAGAUUGCCAGUUCGAAUCUGUGAGACAGGGUGAGCAACGUCCUUGCAGAUGGCCCCCUAGGCAACGUCCUUGCAGAUGGCCACGUCUCUCACACCAAAAGCGACUUGCAGUUUCUCAAGUCAUUCCUGACAUGAAAAAAAGCUCUAUUUCAGUACUUUGACAUGCUCCUUUUUGGAGAACAGCCCCUAGAAUGUGGACUGGCCACAUUGACUGGAGAAUUAUGGGAGCUGUCAUCCAAAAAAGUAACUUUUCCCAGCUCUGUCUAAUUUUAACCAUUCUUGUUCUGCCUGCGCCUUUUAUAGUAGUUUGAUCUGCAAGCAUCGGCAGACAAUACCGUGUCAUAGUUAAUGUUAGUUUUGAUCCAGAGGGCCCUAGGUUCAAAUCCACACUCACUGAAUGGUCUUUAUCCAAUCAUUCUCUCUUAGCCAACUUGGCAGACCUUUUCAGAAAAUACAAUGGCAUAUCUGCCAUGGAUGCCACCCUGAACUCCUGGAGCACAGAGGAACAGCUUGGAAUUAGAUCCACAGGUUGGUUGAGAUUUUGGAGCCAUACUACAAGUGUCUCUGAGAGUGACAGGACUGAGAGAAGGGUCUCAACAUCUCAGGAGACUUAUAUAGGGUGUGUGCAUGUUCACAUGUACCUAUGAGAGAGAUUCAUAUUGUAUCUAGAAGGGAGAUUCAUAAAACUUAAGAGGGUUCACUCAAAAGGGUUUGCCUUGGAUAUAUUCAGCAGUGUGUGAAUAAGUAUUUUAAAAAGCAUUUGCUCUGCCUAUUUAAUUAUGUCACAGAAUCGCCAAAAAUAUUACUACUCCUCAUGAACUAAAAUUGUGUAUAUGCCAUUUUAACUACAGUGUUCCCUCGGUACUUCACUUUUCGCUCCCUCGCUGUUUCAAUAAAUAUUAAUGUAACCAUUUAUCACUGUAUUUUGCUAUUUUGCGGGUUUUUGCAGUGUGCAAAGGGUUUUGGAAGGGGGGGAAGGGAGAAAUAAAGGGAGAAGGGAGAGUAGGGAAGGGUUAGAAAUAAAAAAAGGUUAUUUAGCUUCCAUUCUUCUUCUCUGCCGGAGUACUGUAUAUUGUAACUGCUAAAAUAAAGUACAGACUGCAUUGUA
Messenger RNA from Anolis carolinensis (green anole), 3426 nucleotides. It is a transcript of the gene hspbap1, whose product is annotated as HSPB1 associated protein 1. Lineage: Eukaryota; Metazoa; Chordata; Lepidosauria; Squamata; Anolidae. The coding region runs from base 118 to 1335 and encodes 405 amino acids. Gene Ontology annotation, molecular function: 2-oxoglutarate-dependent dioxygenase activity. The record is from RefSeq and is a predicted model, not a curated record. The transcript is spliced from 9 exons.